This is a messenger RNA of Protopolystoma xenopodis, 489 nucleotides long. The record is from the annotation of a GenBank genome assembly. NCBI's taxonomy places the organism in Eukaryota, Metazoa, Platyhelminthes, Monogenea, Polystomatidea, Polystomatidae.
AAUCCGACAGAUCCUUUCUUCGCUCAAUGCCGCCAACACACUGAUAAAACCGUAGCCAGGCAGCGCAGACGAAAUUUCUUGGCUGCCGUCAGCCAAACUAAAAAGGCCCGUGCCUCUCGGGCUUCUGUUGCACAAACAAAAACUGCAUCUGUUUUACCUCUGACAGCUGAAGAUUCUUUGGCCAAAGCAUCUGCUGGCAUUCCAUUGCUGGCCGGGCUCGAUGGGCGUGCUCAUCGCAAGCUCGAAUUCUAUCGUCUUUUAGACAGACAAAUAAAGCGGUCCCGUGAGAAGCCAUAUGUACCCUCUUCCAAGGCCAAUCUCUUCUUGGAAAAUUCUCCCAUCGCCAUGCGUCAGUUUAUCAGCAAAGCCAGCCAGCUCCAUCUUCCACUUGAUUUAACAGGACAAACAAGCUCAUCUGAAGCUGGCAAGGCAACUCCACUUGGCUACCCGACCUUCACCCCAGAGUUUGUCUCCUGUUUUUACGGUUAG